GCCACAUGGUCAGGGUCCACGGGGACACUGGACACUGCUGGCACGGGAUGCACUGCGCUGCGGUGCUGGGUGCUGCACAGGCAACCUCCACUGCUCCUCUCCUCCGUGCUCAGCUCCUGGGGGCGGCAAGGCACACCAUGGCCACCAACCUGCUCCACGUGCCGAAACCCCAGGGGCUGCUUCGGCCCCUGGUUGUGCCAGAGAGGCUGCUGCUCGGGCCAGGGCCCAGCAAUGUGCCCCCCCGCAUCCUGGCUGCAGGUGGCCGGCAGCUCCUGGGCCACAUGCACCCCGAGGUGCUGCAGGUGAUGGAUGAGAUCAAGGCGGGCAUUCAGUAUGCCUUCCAGACACAAAACCGGUUGACCCUGGCCAUCAGCGGCACCGGCCACUGUGCCAUGGAAGCUGCCCUCCUCAACCUCCUGGAGCAUGGUGACACUGCGCUGGUGGCUGUCAACGGCAUCUGGGGACAACGCGCUGCCGACAUUGCCAGGAGGUUGGGAGCCGUUGUCCGCGAGCUGUGGAAGCCCCCGGGCGAGUACUUCACCCCACAGGACAUCGAGGAGGGCCUGGUGCGGCACAAGCCCUUGGUGCUCUUCAUCACCCAUGGCGAAUCCUCAACGGGAGUGCUGCAGCCACUGGAGGGGCUGGGCGAGCUGUGCCACCGGCAUGGUUGCCUGCUACUUGUGGACGCGGUGGCAUCACUCGGGGGAGCCCCUAUCUUCAUGGACCAGCAGGAGAUCGACGUCCUAUACUCGGGGUCUCAGAAAGUCCUCAACGCCCCCCCUGGCAGCGCGCCCAUCUCAUUCAGCGAGCGAGCCAGGGAGAAGAUACUGAGGAGGAAGACGCAGCCUUUGUCCUUCUACCUGGAUAUGGGCUGGCUGGCAAACUACUGGGGCUGCGAUGGUGAGCCACGAAGGUACCACCACACAGCACCAAUCAACAGCUUCUUCAGCCUGCGUGAAGGCUUGGCCAUGCUGGCGGAGCUGGGUCUGGAGAGCUCGUGGGAACGCCACCGGGCCAACUGUGCCCAGCUGUGCCAGGGUUUGCGGGACUUGGGGCUUGAGCUCUUCGUGAAGGAGGAGAAGGCAAGACUUCCCACCAUCACCACUGUCAGGGUGCCCAAGGGCUACGACUGGAAGGAGAUCACAGCCUUUCUCAUGGAGAACCAUGCCAUCGAGAUCGCCGGGGGCCUGGGCCCCUCAGCGGGCAAGGUCCUGCGAAUCGGCCUCAUGGGCUGCAACUCAACCAGCAGCAACGUGGACCGUGUGCUGCAUGGCCUGCGAGACGCCCUCAGACACUGCCACCGCAGCCGGCUGUGAGCACCCCUGCAAAGGGGGUGUCCAGACGAGGUAGCGUGGCACUGCCCCCUUGCCUGGCUGCAGGGAGCUGGCACACAGAGUGGCUGUGCCACCUCCCUGGAGUGCUGGCAGGAAACACUGCGACACCCAGCAACCCAAGCCAGAGGAGGAAAGAGAUGUGGAGGUGAGGGCUGCAGCUCAGCAGACGUGGGACAUGACUCACAAACCCUUCUCCCUGUCCCCACACAAGGUCACUCCUCACCCUGAUGGCCUGCCCCCCCAGCUGCUCCCUUACCCCUGCCCCCAGGGCAUGGCACUCCACUGUAAGCUGACACAAGGGCUGGAUGCAGAAUCCGACUGCAGGUCCCUUCCUUUCCCUUCCCACCACUAUCACCCUUGGCCAUCCCCGCACCAGCCCCCAGCUGUGCAGGACACCAGCCAUCCCCCCCUGAUUAGGUACCCUGGUAUGAAACAUCCACCCCAGUACCCAGCUCUACCAGGGGAGCUGAGAGGCUGUCCAUCCUCACCCAGCUGCAGCAGAUGUGCACUUGCCCCCCCCACUACCAUCUUCCCUCAAUAAAGCAACAUGGCAGUAUGCUG
This is a messenger RNA of Columba livia (rock pigeon), 1895 nucleotides long. It is a transcript of the gene AGXT, whose product is annotated as alanine--glyoxylate aminotransferase. The transcript is spliced from 11 exons. Gene Ontology annotation, molecular function: L-alanine:glyoxylate transaminase activity; L-serine:pyruvate transaminase activity. The coding region runs from base 6 to 1316 and encodes 436 amino acids. The record is from RefSeq and is a predicted model, not a curated record. Lineage: Eukaryota; Metazoa; Chordata; Aves; Columbiformes; Columbidae. Gene Ontology annotation, cellular component: peroxisome.